ACGGAGACCAUGGGCAAGAUUACAUUUUACGAGGACAGAAACUUUCAAGGUCGCAGUUAUGAGUGCGGUAACGACUGCACAGACCUCCACUCCUACUUCAACCGCUGCAACUCCAUCAGGGUGGAGAGUGGCUGCUUCAUGAUCUACGAGCGCCCUAACUACAUGGGCCACCAGUACUUCAUGAGGAGGGGCGAGUACCCUGACUACCAGAGAUGGAUGGGGUUCAGCAGCUGCAUCAGGUCUUGUCGUAUGAUACCAAUGUAUCGGGGUUCUUAUAGGAUGCGAAUCUAUGAGAAGGCUGACUUCAGUGGUCACAUGAUGGAGUUCAUGGAUGACUGCCCCUGUGUGUCUGAUCGUUUCCACCACCGCCAUGUCUACUCCUGUAAUAUCAUGAACGGCCACUGGAUCUUCUAUGAGUAUCCCAACUACAGAGGCAGACAGUACUUCCUGAGGGCUGGAGAGUACAGAAGAUACCGAGAGUGGUGUGCCACCUGUGCCAUAGUUGGCUCCUUCAGAAGGGUCACAGAUUUUUAACCAUUCUGCUCAUAUUUUCUGUAAAUACCUGCUAUGUAAUGAUUAAAGAUAUUUAAUUUUUAAA
Messenger RNA from Hypomesus transpacificus, 598 nucleotides. RefSeq names its product gamma-crystallin M2-like. The transcript has 3 exons. The record is from RefSeq and is a predicted model, not a curated record. Gene Ontology annotation, biological process: lens development in camera-type eye; visual perception. Gene Ontology annotation, molecular function: structural constituent of eye lens. The coding region runs from base 10 to 534 and encodes 174 amino acids. Lineage: Eukaryota; Metazoa; Chordata; Actinopteri; Osmeriformes; Osmeridae.